AUGGUCAUCGGGAGGCCGAGCCCGCGCCGGUGCAGGAGCGGGCCGCCGCCGCCGUCGACGCUACUGCGCACGGUGUUGCUGUGGCUGCUGGCGCCGCUCCGACAUGGUGCCAUACGGGAUUCCGGACGCCCCGCUUGCGCCACCGCGCGGGCCGACGUCGACGACGUGGAGGUCGAGAACUUGGAGGCCAGUGCGCAGUCGUCGAGCUUCGUGCCCCGCGCCCGCCUCCAGAGUGCGGCCGCAGCCGCGGUCCGUGCUGCCAUGUUGCAGCGCGCCGAGACCGACGGUGAGCACGACGCCGAGGGCGGCGCCACAUCCCAGCCCACCCUCCUCGGUCGGAUCCAGCAGGCCCAGUGGCAAGCGGCCCGAACUGCGGGCGUCACGGCCGACCGCAUCUGUUACAGUCCUGAGUGCGGCGGCUCUGGCACCCAGACGGCUGGCAGCCACGGCGCGUUGGCCGCUGCGCCUCCAGCAGAGCCUCUGGCAUGCGCCCCUGCUGCUGAUGCCGCACCGCAGCCAGAGGGUGAGCUGCGCGUGCCAGAGGCCGCGGAGGCCGAGCACCAGGUGGCAGCUGAGGCACAAGCCACCGCCGCGGUCGUGUCCUUGGAUGCCACGUGCCAGGCGACGGCAUGCCGGACUGCGCGGCCCAGGCGCCGCGCCGCCGCUGCGCGCCAGGCCGCGGCCGAGGCGGAUCGCCAGGCCGCAGCCGAGCUCCAGGCCGCCGGGCGCCAGGCCGCAGAGCGCCGGGCGGAGCCCGAGCGGCUCGAGGAGGCAGCGCGCUGUGACAAGGCCGAACGCCAG
Molecule: messenger RNA, 801 nt
Organism: Prorocentrum cordatum
Lineage: Eukaryota; Dinophyceae; Prorocentrales; Prorocentraceae
Source: the annotation of a GenBank genome assembly